Molecule: messenger RNA, 2448 nt
Organism: Magnolia sinica
Lineage: Eukaryota; Viridiplantae; Streptophyta; Magnoliopsida; Magnoliales; Magnoliaceae
Product: RNA-binding NOB1-like protein
Exons: 5
Coding region: 195-2102 (635 amino acids)
Biological process (GO): maturation of SSU-rRNA
Cellular component (GO): preribosome, small subunit precursor
Molecular function (GO): RNA endonuclease activity
Source: RefSeq, a predicted model, not a curated record
UUACUGGCUCGCUGCAUUCGUAGGGUUUUCCGUUGGUGGCGCCAAAAGAGAGAGAGAGAGACAGAGAGAGCCGCGAGAGAAGGGAUUUCAGCGACGGAUAGAGAGAAAGACGAGGAAACCUUGGAGAAGAUUCCGAUUCACCUGAGGGUUUCUUUUUGAGAAUUCCAAUUACAAUCGAUUUCAAGCUCCCAACAAUGGAGGCUGAUUCUCUUCCUCCUCCAUCCAGCCGCUGCUGGACGGACAUCGUACAAAAGCCCCCACCGCAGAAGCCGCAGGAACCGCCGAUCUCGAACCGCAUCAUGUUUGACAGUUGCAAGUCGAGCAAGGGCGUGGCGGUGGCUGUGGUGGACGCCAACGCCAUAAUUCAAGGUGGGGAGAAGCUGGCGAGCUGCGCCGACAAGUUCGUGUCGGUGCGGGAGGUCCUUGAGGAAGUGCGGGACCCGGUCUCUCGCCGCAGGCUCGAUUUCUUGCCCUUCACUGUCGAAACGAUGGAGCCUUCUCCAGAUGCCUUGAAGAAGGUUAUCAACUUUGCGAAGGCGACUGGGGACUUGCAGACUCUUUCUGAUGUUGAUCUUAAGCUAAUUGCUCUGACUUACAUGUUGGAAGCUCAGUUCCACGGGACUAACCAUCUUAGGGACAGCCCUCCGUCACUGCACAUGGUCAAUGUGAAAAGACUGCCCGAGAAAGAAAUGCCUGGGUGGGGCUCCAACGUGCCUAACUUGGCAGAGUGGGAAGCUCUAGAAAAUGAUGCAAGCUCAGAUUUGGGUUCCUCCCGGAUCCUCCCACUAAAAGACCUCAGCUUGAAUGUCCCAAUGGAUGGUCAAAGUGGGUCCGGAAAUGUAAUACCAGAGACUGGUGGUGAUGCGGAAGCUGAGAAUCAAGAGGGUGGGGAUCACGGAUUUAGUAACACUAGAAGGUUCAUUCAUCCGAAGAAAGAGAUUAAGAUUGAAGGAAAAAAGAUGGUAGCUGAUGGAAUUGAUGCCUCACAAGGAGAAGCUGCUGCUGAUGACAGUGAUUGGAUGCCAGCCGUCAGUCGGAGCACUCACAGGAGAUAUAUAAGAAGAAAAGCAAGGCGUGAAUCGGCUGAGGCAUUGGAGAAACUCGAGCCAGAUGAGGUGGCAAGCACAGAUGCUGAAAUUACCGAAAAUGCUGCAGGUAGUGUUCCCGAGGAGAGCAAAUCGGAACAGACUGAAGCUUUCUUGCAUGAAAGUUCCAAGGGGAUGCAGGCUGCAAAUUGGAUUUCGAAAGAUGAAGCAGCUGAGGUUGGUAUUGAUGGAGAUGAUAAUCUCUCAACUAUCUUAAAAAAUAUGAGAUUGGAAGAAGAAUCCUCUGAGCUUCUCAAAGAUGAUCAAGAAGUUGCGGAAGUGGAACCUUAUGACUCUGUGAUGGACCAAAAAAGCCUAGAUAAUGAAGAUGUUGUAGCUGAAAACAGAGUUGAAAUAUCAGGCGAGGGAUUGGAUCACUUAGAGAUCUCUAGCCAAACAGAUGAAAGCAUUGAUACUUCUCAAGUGGACGAUAACGGUAGUGAACAGAGUUGGAUGCUCCGAUCUUUGUCUGACUCGAGUGUAGCAUGUGUGACAAGUGACUUUGCAAUGCAAAAUGUGAUUCUGCAGAUUGGUUUGCGGCUUCUAGCACCUGGCGGAAUGCAGAUUCGUCAGCUGCAUAGGUGGAUUUUGAAGUGUCACGCCUGCAAUAGAGUAACUGCAGAGAUUGGGAGGAUAUUCUGUCCAAAAUGUGGCAACGGUGGCACUCUACGUAAGGUAUCUGUUACAGUCGGUGAAAAUGGGGUUGUUCUAGCAGCUCGUCGGCCACGUAUUACCCUUCGAGGCACAAAAUUUUCACUACCUCUGCCUCAAGGUGGAAGAGAGGCCAUCACCAAGAACCUCAUUUUACGUGAAGAUCAACUCCCUCAGAAACUCCUCUACCCGAAAUUCAAGAAGAAACCCAAUAAACAGGGAGUGGAAUUUCUGAGUUCAGAUGAUAUCUUUUCUCACACUGCUGACAAGCGAGCCCCAUUGAAGCCUCCUGUUCGAAAAGCUUUGGCAGUUUUCAGCGGAAGGAGGAACCCUAACGACAAUCAUUUCUCUCGUUCGAAGCAUUAGAGUCCAAUUUAUGGAAUAUGUGAUGUUUAAUGUUUUUUCCCGGAAUUUGAAUGGAAGUCAGUCCAAGCAAAUCCAUCUUUUUGGUCCUAUUCAAUCUAUUUUCAUUAUGCUGGCAUGGUACUUUCUAAGGCGACUUUGUCUCAAAAAGGAAACAGUGAAAGUGGGCCUAUUUGGAUACAAGUUUAGAUAACUGUAAUGAUUACCUUUCUCCUGCCCACUUGAUUCCAGAAAAGAGGUGCCGUUUGGAUAACAAGCGGAAAUCCUCAUAUUUGUUAGACAAUGAUCACCUUAGAUCUUGCGACAGAGAAUUUAAACUAUGGAUAAGCCUGAUAAUUACUUUGUGGAA